AUGUCAAAUAUCGGAGGCGGGGUAGCCGGCGAGGAUUCUGUUAUCCACGAUCUAAGAGAAGAGAAGGGACAAAUUUAUAUGGCGGGAUUGGUUACGAGUCGCGUGGUCGUGAGAACCACGCGACGGCGGGACAAUGACUUCCAGGUGUUCAAGGCGAUCAGAACGCUUUUGGCGUUGUUUUAUAUGCGGCAUUUGGGUUAUCUAUGGUUGGAGCUCGUGCCUAUGGGAUAUAUUGGUCUAUAUUGGUCUAUAUUUGGUCUGUUGAUAUACUCACCUGUCUACAUAUGCCACCUUUUUUUCUAUGUAUCUUCCCACGCUUAUUGUAAAAGCUAG
This is a messenger RNA of Daldinia decipiens, 333 nucleotides long. RefSeq lists its product as uncharacterized. The transcript is spliced from 2 exons. The record is from RefSeq and is a predicted model, not a curated record. NCBI's taxonomy places the organism in Eukaryota, Fungi, Ascomycota, Sordariomycetes, Xylariales, Hypoxylaceae. Bases 1 to 333 code for a protein of 110 amino acids.